UAUUCUAAUCUCAGAUUUUUAUUGUCUUCGGAUUGCCGCGAAUCGUAAUAUUAUUAUUAUUGUGCGUGCACGCGUGCGUGCGUGUGUGUAGUGUGUACGUACCUACAAGUUAUUAUUAUUGAUAUUUUGUAAACGUCUCAAGAACAAUACAUAUCGUGCCCGAUUAUCAACAUCAACGUUAAAAUAUCGUAAAUCCAAAAUUAUAAACACAAAGAUGUAAUUAUUUGUAUUCUAAUUAUCGAUUACCGUUUCAAGUUUUCGGUUCGUUGAUUACGGUAUUUUAUUUUUAUAAAUUAUUUCAUAGUUGUUAUUAUUAAUUUAAGCGCGGUAAUUUGUAUUAUUCGGUGAUUCGAUUGUCAAUAGUCUAAAAAUAGCGUAUUGGUACGGUUUACUCUUCCGACUUCCACCCGGCACCCAUCAGUCGCACAGUGAACAGUGGUCAUUUACUACACUACACUACAUUCAUUACAACAUUUACAACGCAAUACGCAUUGAUGGCGUCGUCGUCUGCCGUAGCGAUCGUCUACGAUUUUUGUCACGAACGACCACGGAUGUGCUGACGUCUGACAACCGUACAUCCCUUGCCAGACGCCAGUGAAAACUAUUUAGUAAUAUCGACAACUCGGAAACCCACAUUACCACACGACUUACCUACCUACUGUAAGCUUUACGGUUUCAAUAAUUAUUUGUAACGCUUUCGGCCGAAAAAUCGACCAUUUUACCUCGUCGAUAGUGUUGUUAUUGCGAUAUUUCCGUUGUUGUGAGUUGAGAUUUAAACUUUUCGCUCUUACAAUAUUUUCACGUUGAACACUGAACUCGCUUUCCGACAACUAUGGAAACCGUUCGCGAAGGAGCCCUUAAACGGACGUUGGAUGAAGCCGACGACGGCGACGGUGUGAAAAAACUGAAAACCGACACUGAUCAGUCGUUGCCAAUGGUAGAAAACAUUAAAAAUAUAGAUGACCCGAAAAAGUGGAAUUUGCUACCUUCAAUUGUCUACGAUUUGCUCGCGCUAUUGAAGAAAACAGAAAAAUUCAAUUCUGAUGAAGACAAACAAGUACCGGAUGAACUUGAUAAUGAUUUUAUAGAAGAUUCUAAAGUUUUAUCAAAUCAAAAUUGUCAAGAAGAACUUUUAAACAAUUCUUUCAAACAUAAUAAUUUGAAAGAAGCUGAUAGAUGCGAUAAAAUUAGUAUCGAGGAAUCCAAUUUAAAAGUUCAAAAUAUUACAAAAGUUUCCAUCCAAAAUCUCAAUAAAUUAGAUUUCUCAUCAAAAUGUGUAACAGAAAAUGUUCCAGAAAAAGUACCAUUAAUUACAAAAGCUUCACCAGUUCAACUGUUUGCAGAGAAUACUGAUGUUCACAAGUUUGAACAAAUUAAACACGAAUCAAAUAGAAAAACUAAUGUUAUCAAUAAGCAACUUACAACUGAAUGCGAUGUUUAUGAUUUAUCUAUGUCUACAAAAAAUAUUCAUUGCACAGAUCCAUCCACAAAUGAUAUUUCUAAAGCAAUUAUCUCUACAGAAAGUGUUUCUAAUGCAGCUACAUCUGCAAAUUGUAUUUAUAAUACUCUCCCUCUUACUUCUGAAAUUGGUAUUUCUAAUACUUUUUUGCAUACAUCUACUAAAAGUAUUUCUAAUACCCCUAUUCUUACAUCUAAAAUUAAUAUUCCUAAUAGCUCUUCACUUAUUUCUACAAAUAGUAUUUCUAAUUCAACCACGGUUUCAUCUACAAAUAACAAUACAAUAAUUGUAUCUGAGAAUAGUGCUCAUCAAGUUAUUUCUAAAACAAAAAAUAUUUUUAGAGAGCAAAUGUUUGAGCUUUUAAGAAUAAAUUGUUUUGAAAGUAUUUCAAAAAUACCUUUAGCUAAACCAUCUCCUUGCUAUUGUAAGCAUUGCAUAAAUGUGACUAGCUUACCGAUAAAACAAUCGACAGUUUAUAAUUUUUUAUUCGAAUCAAGUAAUGAUUUAAAUGACAAUAACUCAUAUCAUGAUGUGGGGUCAUCAAAUGUACCAGAUGUUGAUCAUUUUAUUUCUGGUACAAAUGACUGUUAUUUUAACCAAUCAAAUAAACCAAAUAAAUAUCAAAAAACACUAAUUAAUGUAGAUCCUCCAAAAAAUAGUUGGGUAAGUGAGUUAACUUCUUUGAUUAUUAAAAAUGAUUCCAAAAAAUAUGAAACUAAUAAAAUUAAUGCUACAAAAAAAUCAAACCCCAUAAAAAGUGUUAUUAAUAAAGUACAAAAAGCCACUCAACAUAUUAAGUCACAUCUUUCAUUUUGUAACAAAUGUAAAAGAUCAAAAUUGACUAAAUCUGAUAUUUGUAAAUGUACUGCAUCUAAAAGCAAACCUUAUAAGUUUAAGAAAUAAUAUAUUUAUCAAAUUAUAAAUCUAUAA
This is a messenger RNA of Melanaphis sacchari, 2389 nucleotides long. RefSeq lists its product as uncharacterized. The transcript has 3 exons. The record is from RefSeq and is a predicted model, not a curated record. The coding region runs from base 833 to 2362 and encodes 509 amino acids. NCBI's taxonomy places the organism in Eukaryota, Metazoa, Arthropoda, Insecta, Hemiptera, Aphididae.